AUGCUUAAAAUCAUGAAGGGAUGCGAGAAGGAAAUGUUGAAGGAGGCUGUUGAAAAUGUAUGUUAGAAGAUUUUAUGAUAAAGUGUUUGAGAAGCUUGAUUCAGAAAAUGCAUAGAGAAGUACAAUAGAAUUGUCAAGAAUUGUAAUUAAUUUAAAGUGAGAUUAGAUGGCAAAGCUGAGGGUCCAUCUCCAGCAGUUGCCAAUUGCUCCAGUGCCUGUGCUGAGUCAGGUAUAGCUUGAUCUGUCCUGGGCUGUGUUCCAAAAGUAUAAGGAAAUGAUCUUAAAAUAAAUGAUCUUAAAAUCACUGUUGAUUGUGAUUUAACAGGAGGAUGUGGGACAUACAUAACUAGUGUCAUUCUUAACGUGCAAACCAUUGCAGUGAUCAUAAAAUCCAACCCGGACACCUCAAUACAAUUUAGAGAAGAAAAAAGAGAUACAGGAAGGUAAAGGAGAUGCACGUGUAAAUUUACCUUUUCCACAGAUGAAUCAUCAAGAAAAAUCAUCACAAGAUAAUGUAACUGAAAUCAUUGAAUUUGUUCUCUUGGGCUUUGCUGACAUACCCCAUCUCCAGUGGUUCCUUUUUGGAUUAUUUUUAAUCAUCUAUAUCAUUAUACUGAUGAGCAAUGGCACCAUAUUUCUAAUAACAAAAAUGGAUCCUGCUCUCCAGAACCCUAUGUAUUUUUUCCUGGCAAAUUUUUCCUUCUUGGAAAUCUGCUAUGUAUCAGCUACUCUCCCCAGAAUGUUGAUGAAUCUUGGGGCCCAGAGAAGAACAAUUUCCUUAAUUGCCUGUGCUGCACAGAUGUGCUUUUCCCUUAUAUUUGGAGCCACUGAGUGUUUCCUUCUGGCAGUGAUGGCUUAUGACCGCUAUGUGGCCAUUUGUAACCCUUUGAACUAUCCUGUAGUCAUGAACCACAGGGUCUGUAUCCAGUUGGUGACUGGCUCCUGGACCUUUGGAAUCCCAGUUCAGGUAGGGCAGACAUAUCAGAUUUUCUCUCUGCCUUUUUGUGGAUCUAAACAAAUUAACCACUAUUUUUGUGAUAUCCCCCCAGUACUCAAGCUGGCUUGUGGGGACACCUUUGUAAAUGAGAUGUUGGUCUACACAGUUGCUGUGUUAUUUGUCAUGGCUCCAUUUCUGUUGAUACUGGGCUCCUACAGUAAAAUCAUCUCCAUCAUCCUGAAGUUGCCAUCAGCCACAAGUCAAGCCAAAGCCUUCUCUACCUGCUCCUCUCAUCUAAUGGUUGUGAUAUUAUUCUUUGGAUCAGCCAUUAUUGCCUACUUAAGACCUAACACUAGGCACUCAGAGGGAACUGACAAAAUGCUUUCUCUUUUCUACACUAUCCUAACUCCUAUGUUUAAUCCCAUGAUAUAUAGUCUAAGGAACAAGGAUAUCAUAAUGGCACUGAGAAAAUUGCUUUGUAAAUAA
Loxodonta africana (African savanna elephant) is the source of this 1423-nucleotide messenger RNA. RefSeq names its product olfactory receptor 10AG1-like. NCBI's taxonomy places the organism in Eukaryota, Metazoa, Chordata, Mammalia, Proboscidea, Elephantidae. The coding region runs from base 482 to 1423 and encodes 313 amino acids. The record is from RefSeq and is a predicted model, not a curated record. Gene Ontology annotation, cellular component: plasma membrane. The transcript has a single exon. Gene Ontology annotation, biological process: detection of chemical stimulus involved in sensory perception of smell; G protein-coupled receptor signaling pathway. Gene Ontology annotation, molecular function: olfactory receptor activity; G protein-coupled receptor activity.